This is a messenger RNA of Punctularia strigosozonata HHB-11173 SS5, 791 nucleotides long. RefSeq lists its product as uncharacterized. Lineage: Eukaryota; Fungi; Basidiomycota; Agaricomycetes; Corticiales; Punctulariaceae. The record is from RefSeq and is a predicted model, not a curated record. The transcript has 2 exons. The coding region runs from base 46 to 678 and encodes 210 amino acids.
GUCUCUGACAUGAAGUUCAACGGAGCGUCGUAAACAGAACGCAACAUGUCGCCUUCCGCCACCUCGAAUGCCAAACCCAGGGUUGUCUAUCGCAGUAGUUUGCCUACCGCCGAGAUUAUCCUCAAACCUGAUACCAAGAAGUACCCGUGGUACGAGUUCGCGAUUCACCCGUGUUCGAAACGAGUGACCCGCAAUCCAGAGGAAGAGAAGGUGGUUGAGGAUACCUUCAAGGCAUUCAGCGAGUUACCGCCGGAGUUCGAUGCAUGGUCGGAACCCUUGAAAUAUGCCCCACCGGAGUUCUUCCUCGGCUGGCCCUUGGAUAUGGACCUCGUCCGCGCUUAUGCCUUCAAGCAUAAUAUGGCGUAUUUCCUGAACAGAUACACCAAGGAGGGCGUAAAGAUCACAGGUGGCCGCAAGCAGGCACACGAGGUUACACCAGACGAUGCCCUCCACACCAAUCGCACUAUCAGGUUAAUGCAGGAUCGUCUCAUGCCGAGGGCUAAGCUUGAGGAAGCGUAUGACGUGCCGGAUGACGAGGUGCGGUUUGGUGCGAUAUGGUCUCUUUGCUCGAACUGGACACCACCUGAACAACGUCCGACGGAGGAGGAUAUCGCCAGAUUGCAGGAGGAGUUGGGGUACGAGGAGAAGCCGAAGUGGCGUAUGACUACUUUUGCGUAAUGUAUCCGUGCUUCGCUUAUACGCCGAUGGGCAGCGAGACACUCUGGGCGUACUAUUUCCUAACUUGAAGGACCUACCACCGUAUUCUGUGGUCUUGUAGUGGUGCAGACUCA